This is a messenger RNA of Eubalaena glacialis (North Atlantic right whale), 2495 nucleotides long. It is a transcript of the gene PNPT1, whose product is annotated as polyribonucleotide nucleotidyltransferase 1. Gene Ontology annotation, molecular function: 3'-5'-RNA exonuclease activity; polyribonucleotide nucleotidyltransferase activity; RNA binding. Lineage: Eukaryota; Metazoa; Chordata; Mammalia; Artiodactyla; Balaenidae. The record is from RefSeq and is a predicted model, not a curated record. Gene Ontology annotation, cellular component: cytosol; mitochondrion. Bases 29 to 2359 code for a protein of 776 amino acids. The transcript has 28 exons. Gene Ontology annotation, biological process: mitochondrial mRNA catabolic process; mitochondrial RNA 3'-end processing.
AGCCCGGGCUGAGCGCUUGCCGGGUGUCAUGGCGGCCUGCAGGCCUUGCUGCUCGUGCCUCCAGCUCCGGCCACUGGGCCGUGGUCCCCUCCGUCUGCCAGGGCGGGGUCGGACACUCACCCAGUUGCAGGUGCGAGCACUAUGGGACGGCGCGGGGUCGCGAACCGUGGCCGUGGACUUAGGCAGCAGAAAAUUAGAAAUAUCCUCUGGAAAACUGGCCAGAUUUGCAGAUGGCUCUGCUAUAGUACAGUCAGGUGACACUGCAGUGAUGGUCACAGCGGUCAGUAAAACAAAACCUUCACCUUCCCAGUUCAUGCCUUUGGUGGUUGACUAUAGACAGAAGGCUGCUGCAGCAGGUAGAAUUCCCACAAACUAUCUUAGAAGAGAGAUUGGAUCUUCUGAUAAAGAAAUUCUUACAAGUCGAGUAAUAGAUCGUUCAAUUAGACCUCUCUUUCCAGCAGGCUACUUUUAUGAUACACAGAUCCUUUGUAAUCUGUUAGCAGUAGAUGGUGUUAAUGAACCUGAUGUCCUAGCAAUUAAUGGUGCUUCUGUAGCCCUCUCAUUAUCAGAUAUUCCUUGGAAUGGACCUAUUGGGGCAGUACGAAUAGGAAUGAUCGAUGGAGAAUGUAUUGUUAACCCAACACGAAAAGAAAUGUCUUCCAGUACUUUAAAUUUAGUGGUUACUGGAGCACCUAAAAGUCAGAUUGUCAUGUUGGAAGCCUCUGCAGAGAAUAUUUUACAGCAGGACUUUUGCCAUGCUAUCAAAGUGGGAGUAAAAUAUACACAACAAAUAAUUCAGGGCAUCCAGCAGUUGGUAAAAGAAAUUGGUGUUGCCAAGAGGACACCUCAGAAGUUAUUUGUCCCUUUGCCAGAGAUUGUGAAACAUGCUCAUAAACUCGCCAUGGAAAAACUCUACGCAGUUUUUACAGAUCAUGAACAUGAUAAAAUUUCCAGAGAUGAAGCUGUUAACAAGAUUAGAUUAGAUACAGAGGAACAACUAAAAGAAAAAUUUCCAGAAGUUGAUUCCUAUGAAAUAAUAGAAUCCUUCAAUGUUGCUGCAAAGGAUGUUUUUAGAAGUAUUAUUUUGAAUGAAUACAAAAGGUGCGAUGGUCGAGAUUUGACUUCACUUAGGAAUAUAAAUUGUGAGGUAGAUAUGUUUAAAAUUCUUCAUGGAUCAUCAUUAUUUCAAAGGGGACAAACACAGGUGCUUUGUACUGUUACAUUUGAUUCAUUAGAAUCCAGCAUUAAGUCAGACCGAAUUAUAACAGCUAUAAAUGGGAUAAAAGAUAAAAAUUUCAUGCUUCACUAUGAGUUUCCUCCCUAUGCAACUAAUGAAAUUGGCAAAGUCACUGGUGUAAACAGAAGAGAACUUGGGCACGGUGCUCUUGCUGAGAGAGCUUUGUAUCCUGUUAUUCCUAAAGAUUUUCCUUUCACCAUAAGAGUCACAUCUGAAGUACUAGAGUCAAAUGGAUCAUCUUCUAUGGCAUCUGCAUGCGGUGGAAGUUUAGCUUUAAUGGAUGCAGGAGUUCCAAUUUCAUCUGCUGUCGCAGGUGUGGCAAUAGGAUUGGUCACCAAAAACAAUCCUGACAAGGGUGAAAUAGAAGAUUAUCGUUUGCUGACAGAUAUUCUGGGGAUUGAAGAUUACCAUGGUGACAUGGAUUUCAAGAUAGCCGGCACUACUAAGGGAAUAACUGCAUUACAGGCUGACAUUAAAUUACCUGGAAUACCAAUAAAAAUUGUAAUGGAGGCCAUUCAGCAAGCCUCAGCGGCAAAGAAGGAGAUAUUACAGAUUAUGAACAAAACUAUUUCAAAACCUCGAGCAUCUAGAAAAGAAAAUGGACCUGUUGUAGAAACUGUUCAGGUUCCAUUAUCAAAACGAGCAAAAUUUAUUGGACCAGGUGGAUAUCAUUUAAAAAAACUUCAGGCUGAAACAGGAGUAACUAUUAGUCAGGUGGAUGAAGAAACAUUUUCUAUAUUUGCACCAACACCCAGUGCCAUGCAUGAAGCAAGAGACUUCAUUACCGAAAUCUGCAAAGAUGAUCAAGAGCAGCAAUUAGAAUUUGGAGCAGUAUAUACCGCCACAAUAACUGAAAUCAGAGACACUGGAGUAAUGGUUAAACUAUAUCCAAAUAUGACUGCAGUACUACUUCAUAACACACAACUUGAUCAACGAAAGAUUAAACAUCCCACUGCUUUAGGAUUAGAAGUUGGCCAAGAAAUUCAGGUGAAAUACUUUGGACGUGAUCCAGCUGAUGGAAGAAUGAGGCUUUCUCGUAAAGUGCUCCAGUCUCCAGCUACAACAGUUGUCAAAACUUUAAAUGACAGAAGCAGUAUUGUAAUGGGAGAAUCUAUUUCAUAGUCAUCAUUUAAUUCUUCCCGGUGACUUUUUUUUUUUUUAAGAAUUCUAGAGUGAUAUUCUGUAUAGCAAAAUUUCAGUAGUAUCUUCUAAUGUGUAGAUUUAUAUAUAAUAUAAAUAUAUUCUAAUUUGUAUUAAA